GAACAGAUUGCACGAGAAAAGCAAGUGAGCGGUAGAGUUCAACUACAAGUAUGGUAUCACAGCGAGAAAAGUGAACUUGUUGUGUCAUUGAUGGCCGGUGAUGAUCUAGCUCCGCGCGACGAUAGUUAUGGAUUUGGUAUUUAUCCCGAAGCAUACGCCAAAGUUAGAAUAUUGCCAAAAACUGGCGAUGGUCAUGUUGCCCAAACGGAGGUAUCAGUACCAACGCAAAAUCCAAUAUGGAACGCCACAUUAUCGUUCUCGAAUAUAUCGCCAGACAAUCUGAUGGAUCGUUUUGUAGACAUCCAACUCUGGGAUUUGGUUCCGCACACCGAAUCGAUAUUCUUAGGUGAAACAAGUGUUGAUUUACAGAAAGCUUUUCUGGAUGAUCGCGCUAUAUGGUAUCGAUUAGAAGAUCCGCGAAGUUUGCGGUCGGGCUCAAUGAAUCGAUCACCAAGUGUGUCUCCACGUGGUUCAAUCAGUGUCGACCAUAAUCGGUAUGGAAGACGAAACGAUUAUUUGCAAAGAUCCGUAUCAGAUGAUGUGGAUUCGAUCGGUGAUGGAACUUCAUUGUUACAUCCGGAUCAUGCAUGGGUGGCCGGUUCUCGACGCGGCUCAUCUCAGUCUGAAACGUUAGAGGUUGAAGUCUAUCAAUUAGGAAAGGACUUUUCAAGAUCGUUACCGGGAUCGCGGCGAUCAUCCUUUCAAGAUCGUGAGCAACAAGAAGCCAAGGAUGGUGAAGCGACUCCACCUCCGACAAUAUAUUUGAAUAAUAGACGACGAUCAUCAUGUGUGCGUCGCGACCCGGAUGAAAUACUGAAAUCUUUAAAAGCCGUGAAAGGAGAAUUGGGUAGAACAAUGAGUUUGUCAGCGGCCGAAAAAAGGCCAACAUCUAGACGAUCAAGUCGAGCUCGCAAGGACAGUGUAAUGGAAAUAUCGGAACGAACACUCGGAAUGGUUAUAAACAAAUUGAGCCCACCGGACGAUGAUAGAACACCGCAAUGGAAAGGAUCAGGAACAUUAUCGAAAAGUCUAAUAAUUCCACCGAAAGAACCGUAUGUGGUGCUUGGUCCAGGACAGGUUCAACCGAAAGGAUAUCGUUUAACGUCUGGCCGCUAUGGCGAAUUGAAAUUAGGACUUUUCAAAAUAAAGGGAACUAUUGAAGUUGAGGUAAUAUCUGCACGUAACAUCGUUAAUGUUGAUUGUGAAACACCUCCCGACACAUAUGUCAAGUGUUAUCUGAGAGACGGCGACAGAUUGCGCCAUAAAAAAAAGACAAGGGUAGUGCGACAUGCUGCUGAACCGUUAUACAAACAAACAUUAAAAUAUCAGACCGCUGAUGUGUUUGGAAGAAAUCUUGUUAUAAUGGUGUGGCAGAGAUGCAUUGGCUUUGAGCACAAUCAGGGUCUUGGUGGGGCUGAACUAUCAUUGGAUAAGUUGAAUUUAUCGCAACAUGUUGGAGGUUGGUAUCCAUUAUUUCCAAUGCAUUCAUUUGGUAGUGACUCAAACGAUUCUCCAUGACGGAAUGUGAUCAGUACCCCGUCAUUGCAGUUGCAGUAUUUUGUGAACGAACUUAUUUAUUGUUUUAGUCUAUAUUAUAGCGAUCACUUGAGAGUAAAAGAAUUGAUUUUACUUUACUAGGGAGGUAAUAGGGCCAUUCCCUCCCUAGGGAAAACCCUUUACCUCGCUCGUAAAGUAAAAUAGCAUGCUGCACACGGGAAAUAAUAUGAUAUCUCGUAUCCAGAUGAGUGAAAGUCCUCUGAUACGUUUACUUAUCUGGAUACGAGGUAUCACAUUACUUCCCUGGUAUAGUAAUCUACUAUUUGUGUCAUCAAACUGUAUAAUUUCAAAGAAUUGUUUGUGCUGUAAGAAAAAUAAAAAAUAUUCCAUGACGAACAUUGAAAGUCUAAAAAUGGAGUGACACGGCUAAAAUCCUGGAAUUCUGUUAUUGAUUUCGUUUUACUAUACUUACAAUAAAUUCUUGUAAUUAAAUUUGCCUACUCUCGACACGUUAAUAUUUAAUUAAUUUAAGUAAAUUCCAUUACGAAUUAAGAAUUCAAAAAACAUGAAAAUAUAAAAUUUAAAAGAAAUUUUACAAGAAAUGGGAAAAACAUGCGUUUAACUGCACAUUGAAAUAAUUAUGUAUAACUAGCAUAUAAGUUUGCAUAAAAUUGCAUAAAUCUUGGUAUAAGUUCUUGGUAAGUGUUUAUUGCAAAAAGAAAAGAAAAAAGAAAAUCAGUGUUCGUGGUUAACGAGUGUCAGACUUGAGCUUCAACCUAAAUAACGUUUCAACGAUUGAACAUUAAUAGCGAACAACUUAAACUUUUGUUAGAACGUUGGAAUCAUAAAUAUAAGUUGAAAACAAAGACAAAUAACCUAAAAUAUAAAAUUUAAAGAAAACACUAAGAAAUUAAGAAAUUGCAAAGACUCUUCAAGCUAAAUUUGUAGCACUUCACGUAGAGAAUAUUUUAGGACAACUGUGUGAUAAAGACGAAUAAAGAUUGACUGUUCUGUAACAUAUAUAAAAAAAUAAUCAAGCUUUCAUCCUCACUAAGGGUUCAAACUUUUAAUGAGUUACGUAAUUAUGUUAUUGAAUCAACUCACUGCACUCAGAGAACGGAUAUUAUUUGUGUCAAAUGGAAUUAUAACUAUUAGGGUGGAUCGAUUUUUACCAACUUUCAAAUCCACAAUCAGUCGCAUGUGUAGCUUGAAGAAACUAAGCUUUUUGCAUCAUUACUUUUUCGUUUCAUUGGCUUGGAUGACCAGACUUUGUAUAAAAUAUUGAUUUUCCACAUACGAUUUUCGAGUGCACGUUUUUUGUGUGUGGAUUUUAAAAUUGGUAAAAAAUCGAUCCACCCUAUUAACUAUAUUCAUUCAUUAAAAGUCUCACAUUAGAAAAUUUCAGCACUGGCGAGUUAUAUCGUAAAAUUUCUGUCAAUUUGACUUGACUCCGUAAAAAGUAGGUUGCAUUUAUUUCUAGGUUGUACUAAAUAAAAGACAAAGUUAAGUCUUGGUCCAUUUUGUACGAUCUGUUUUUGUAGCGUAGUGGUAAGAAUAAUGAACUUCGAGAUUUAGAUAGAUCCUUUUGUCAUUUUUAGCCAUUGUAUUAUUUACAAAAAAAAAUAUCUAAAAACACAUCGUCAGUCAGAAUUUCUUCCAAGUAAAAUAUAGUCCUAUGCAUCGACCUAUACGCCGAUGUUAGGCUUUUGCAGUGAAAACAAAGUAAAAAAUCAAAAAUCAUUUAAAAAAGAAAAAAGAAAAUUCAAAUCCUCGUUGCUUAACCGAGGAUAUAAACGAACACCUUGAUCGUUAUCAAGCACUUAUUGCUCGAUAUCUUUGAUUUGUCUCAUUCUAAAAAUCAUAAAUUCUACAUCUGUAUUGGUUUAAUUUCAAGAGCAAAGAUUAAUAAAAGUGUUGUUUGUACACAAUUAUGGAAGUCUUGUGACAAACGAAUAAAAUUGGUAAGCUAGUUUAAAUUUGAUGCGAAAGUUGAUACAUCUUUAUGAAAUAGGCAAGAGUACUACGGGUAAGUCACCUUGUAAUACGCAAACAUUUUACUGAGAUUUAUGUAAUGGUGUACGUGAUGUGUAGAAAACAAAACUCGAACAAUUCACCUUUUAGAAACGGCUAGUCAUCUAUUACCGCCAACGAAUACAAAAAUAAGCCAUGUGCUCUAACCAGCUUGCUUUUAUAAAGCAAAAGGUGCAAUCAACUAAAGAAGGAAAAGAUUUCAUACUAAAUACAUUAAGAUUCGCCAACAAUCAAAUUUAUUUUGAAUGUCAUUUUAAAGGGGAACGAACGGGCUUUGAGAUAAAUAUAUUAUUUGCUUAGCUUAGUAAGGGUUUUUUAAUUUUCGAGGUUAUAUUUUCAAUUUUUUUUAAUUUAAAAAAAAGUCUCUAGAACUUCAUGCACAACAACAAUAUUUUGUAGUUAGCAAAAUACUAGAAUAUUUUACAUGUGAAAAUGGCACGGGAACAUCCUAAUAAAGAUUUAUAAAAGGUUUAAUCUUCACCAAUCCUUAGAAAUAUGGCCCAAACGUGGUCAUCGACGUUGUUGUGUCCAAGUCUUACUUAAAUGAAAUCAUUAUACCAUUGAUCGCAUUAGGUCGGAAAAUUAUUAACUUGUCGCAUCAAAUUUAAAUGUUCGCUGUACAGAGUCUUUGCUCAUAUCUAUGGCCUAAAAUAAUUAACAUUUUUACAAUGAAUAUAUCAGUAUAUCUCUAGUGUAUUGUAGUUUUAGUCUGUACGUGUAAUUUAAUUAAAAGAAAAAAUUUAAACGACCUAAGCACAACAAAAGUGACGCAUAAUGAUAAAGAUUGUAUUAAAUAAAUGGCCUAUAUGACUAAUUUUGUUGAAUAAUAAUGGGAUUGUUUGUGUACGCUGUCAUAUUCAUAUCUUCAGAAGUAUAAUGUACCUAACUAACUUUAGUUGAAACAAGUCUAUCAAUAAAAAAGAAAGAAUCUAUACACAAUCAAACUAAGAAUUUAGCGAAAAUGAAAUAAUGAAAUAAUUUGUAAAAUGACAAUCCUACUAAAAAAAUUGAGAUAAUAAACAUAAAGUUAAAAAA
Molecule: messenger RNA, 4563 nt
Organism: Bradysia coprophila
Lineage: Eukaryota; Metazoa; Arthropoda; Insecta; Diptera; Sciaridae
Product: regulating synaptic membrane exocytosis protein 2-like
Biological process (GO): positive regulation of synaptic transmission; regulation of membrane potential; regulation of synaptic plasticity
Cellular component (GO): presynaptic membrane; cytoskeleton of presynaptic active zone
Molecular function (GO): small GTPase binding; transmembrane transporter binding
Source: RefSeq, a predicted model, not a curated record